Molecule: messenger RNA, 2364 nt
Organism: Fonsecaea nubica
Lineage: Eukaryota; Fungi; Ascomycota; Eurotiomycetes; Chaetothyriales; Herpotrichiellaceae
Exons: 4
Coding region: 1-2364 (787 amino acids)
Source: RefSeq, a predicted model, not a curated record
AUGAAGGUCCUAUUUAUCGAAUGUGACGGCGAAGGGCGGGCCCAGAAGAGUGUCUCUGACGAAGGAGUGACCCGAACGCAACAUGCCGCGCGCGAAUAUCACAAAAAGGCCAAAUUGCGCAGGGCCAAAACCAAAGCCCAACACGCGCAGGGCGCUCGCAAGGCGAACAAGUCCAACUCCACGACCUCGACAGAUGAUUCAGCGGUCCUGGAACUGAAGGCCAAGCGGGAAUCGCCUGUCAAGAUCCUGCUGGGCGCAAGUCGAUCCGAUCCAUUCCACACCAUCGGCGAGACUGGGGCCGUGCCCCUCUACGUUCACGAGAUGCUGGACCAUGCCAUCACAUGUCACUGGACGGAGAUGUGUCUGUCGGACGGCGGAGGAGUCAGCGCCGCCAGAACCGAGAUCAUGCAGUCUGUCAUCCACUGUCCAGUGACUUGGUACACGAUUGUCUUUGCGGGCGCGACCCACAAUGCGUACCAGUACGGGGAUCGCGGAACGACCAAGCAGAACGAGCAGCUCAGGCUCACGUACAAGUCCAAGGCCAUCAGGUCCCUCCUCGACUACAUCCAAGAAAAUGGUGACAACGUGUCUGAGGAGGCCCUUCUAGGCAUAAUUACGCUGGCCUCUCACGGCACGGGCGAGAACCUGAAGGGUCACGAAUCUUACAAGCGACAAACCCUGCCUUUCCUGUCCCAUCUCCAUGACGUUGACUACUACGCAAAUAUGGACACUGGCAUGGAACAUCUAAAUGCCGUGUAUGCAAUUGUGGACCGAUGGGGAGGGCUGCGCACGCUACGACGGAAGAGCUUGGCCAUUGUCAUCCAAGUGUGCGACAUCCUCACCUCCUGGAGGGAAUUGCAGCAUCCUCACUUCAACCUCGUGAUGCCGACAACGUGGCACAUCAACAAGAGGAGCCAUCAACCGGACGCGGCUGCCCAGGCACUCCUCGAAACUCUGACGACGGGCUUUUAUGAAUUGAUCAACGAUGGGUACUCCAGCCUCGACAGUCUCGUGGAGGUUGCCGACCACACGAGCAUCUUCUCGGCCGACUUUGAUCAGCUGCUGAGGUCCUACGGUCUCCCGGAAGAGGAACAGCCUUUGCACACGCCGAACAUGGCCCUCGUCAGGUAUAUGCGAUGGUGCGUGCUCCACGACAUGCUCUCGCUGCCCGAGCACGCCACCACCGGGGAGAAAGUCGGGGCCGAGCAUGUCGUCUACGAGCUCUGCCGACAUAUCUUGUUCGCGUACGCCGUGUUUGUCAUCGUGCCCAUGCCCCCGCGGACAAUGUUGCAGGCCAAGAUCGCAUCACGUCUCGGACGUCUCCUGAUCAGUGCGGUCAAGGCGGGAAUCCCUGGCCGCCACCCCAACCUCUUCCUCUGCACCGUCGCGUGGGGCUGGAUGUGCACGGACCAGGCUGUCGGGUACCGCAAGCGCGACAAGCUCCUGGGCAGUUUCGCCACGCUGCUCGAGUUCGCCGUCGUCCCGCGCAGACCUGAGUCGUGGCCCGUCGUCGAGGAGGUGAUGAGGUCGUUCUUGUGGUUUGACACGUAUUGUGAGGGGCCGGGGCGGAAGUUCUGGGAGGCAGCAUGUGAGGUGGUGGAGGAGGGGGAGGACAUUAAAGCCGAAGAUGAAGACGAAGCAGGAAAUGACGUACCGUCCAAACACAAGAUCGGCCAAGAAGUUCUCGACUCCCGCAACCACGACGACCACGGCGACCCGCACCGCGCGGCGCUGCACGACGACACCGACGCGAACGCGACCGUCAGCGCCACGACCUGGGCGGCCGUCUUCAUCCUCGGCCUCACGUACAUCUCGUCACUCAGUUUCACGCUCGACUCGUUCGCCUCCAUCGCCCCGCUCGUCGCCCUAGGCUGCAUAGCAAACUUGGACAACCUGAACUGGGCCGCGGGGAUUCUCGCACUUCUUCUCGGAUCGCGCCGCCCGACCGCUGUUUCCGUACCGUCUGUUUCCGCAAAUGGCGCGCCUUCACGUCGCUGGUCGUCAUUAUCACUCUCCUCGGCCCUCGCGCACAUUGCGUUGACAGCCGACGCGUUCAGCUACGUGUGGUUGUAUGCCUCGAUCCCGUUCUUCGUCGUCGCGUGCGUCGUGUCGCUCUUCGUGCUGGAUCCGUCGCCAUAUUUCACGAACCUUGCAGCCGUCACCACAGGGAAUCCUCACGAGCACAUUGCGAGUCGUCCGGGGGAGUUGACCGGGGUCACGACGAGGCUAGUGAAAACGGUGCGCGUGGGGAAAAGGACGCCGCCUCAUGAAACGCGUCAAGUAAAGGAAGGCAACAAGGCCCAGGGCAGGGACAAGGGAACCCUAGUACUCAAACUCAACAAGGUGAUAAUAGCCAAAAGAUGA